UUGGUCCCCUCUCUCUCUCUCUCUCUCUCUGAGAGAGAAUUCAAAAUCGAAUUCGAGAGGGAGAAAUGGGCAAGUACAUGAAGAAAUCCAAAAUCUCUGGCGACAUCGCCGUCAUGGAGGUCUCCAUCUCACCUCAGUCCUCCCUCGGCGUUCGCACCCGCGCCAAAACCCUAGCCCUCCAAAAACAACAACAACAGCAGGACUCCGAUUCGUCCUCCCUCUACUACCUCCAGCUCCGAAGCCGCCGCCUUGAGAAGCCGCCGCUGCGCAGCCAGUCCCAAUCCAAGCCGGUGACUUCGAGGCCCAAGGAGAAGGAAGGGGAGGAGGAGGGGUGUUUUGGUAAUGUCGCCACUGAAGCUGAGGAGGCUUCGUUUGGGGAGAACAACUUGGAUUUUGAGGGCAGAGAUAGGAGUACCCGAGAAACCACGCCAUGCAGCUUGAUAAGGAACUCGGAUACUGUUGGAACUCCCGGUUCUACAACUAGGCGGUCAAGUUCUAUUGCAAAUCACCAGAGAGUUAGAAAUGUUACACAAAGAAAUAUUCCAACCGCACUAGAUAUGGAUGAGUUUUUUGCCCAAGCUGAGCAGCAGCAACAUAAACUCUUUAUGGAGAAGUACAACUUUGACAUAAUCAGUGAUACGCCCCUUUCGGGAAGGUAUGAAUGGGAGCAAGUGAUUCCCUAAGCAAGGCAAAUAUCGGGCAUCGGGGCCCGCAGUUUCUCAGGCAUCUUUUACCCAAACCAACCUCAUAACCCAAUGUAAAGAAAUGUCAUCUGACUAUCUAUGACGAACUCGCUGAUCAGUCCCUAGAGUCUAAACCCAGGUUUUUUGUUCAAGAGUGUAGGGGAUAGUUCCAGAAGAGAAGAGAUCGGGUGAAUUGAACCAACCAUUGAUGGCUCUUCUGUCAAUAUCAAUGGGAGGGGUAUAUCUAAUCAUCUAUAUUUUCAGUUUGUCCUCUCGGAAUUAGCCUCUGUCCAUAUUUAGGUAGGGAUGACCGGAAAAUGAGCUCAUGCUCUUUGGAAAUAAAUGUAACCCCAAUUUUUCAUCCCAUAUCUGUCUUCACAGUUUGUUUAUGUACCCAGCAUCCUAUUGAUGACUAAUUAAAUUGGUCAAACGUACCUGCACCUUAUGAUGCCAGUCUUGAUACUGAUGUUUCCAACUAUAUCAAAUAUAAUGUGAGAUUGCUUUCUGA
Molecule: messenger RNA, 1191 nt
Organism: Argentina anserina (silverweed cinquefoil)
Lineage: Eukaryota; Viridiplantae; Streptophyta; Magnoliopsida; Rosales; Rosaceae
Product: cyclin-dependent kinase inhibitor 5-like
Exons: 3
Coding region: 66-683 (205 amino acids)
Biological process (GO): negative regulation of cyclin-dependent protein serine/threonine kinase activity
Cellular component (GO): nucleus
Molecular function (GO): cyclin-dependent protein serine/threonine kinase inhibitor activity
Source: RefSeq, a predicted model, not a curated record